CACCUCUCCAUCCAUCUAUCAUGGGUCGCCUCCGCCGUUCUCGCGCGCACCACGCCCGGCGCGAUGUACACCGUGCGGCAAGGACAAGAGUCCGCUCGAAGGACCUUGACCAGAUUCAGCUUAUAGACUUGGAUCCCAAGAACCGUGCCAAGCUAGAGGCCCAGGAGCUCGACUACGAAAAGCCCGGUCUCGCGCAACAUUACUGCGUCGAAUGCGCAAAAUACUUCGAAACCGACGCCGCCCUCCACACUCACUGGCGCUCCAAGCUCCACAAGCGCCGGUGCAAGCGCCUUGCAGAACCGGCCUACACCAUCGAGGAAGCCGAGGCUGCCGCUGGUCUGGGACGCGAUACACGGAGAGCGCGCGCAGUGCCGGAGGCAAGCGCGGAGAUGGAGACGGACGCGGCACCAGCUGCUGGCGGGUCAGCAUCAUAAUGUGCGCUUGUAUGCUUGUCUGUGUUCAUGUCAUUAUCGCCUGUGGAUAUCCAGCUCUCUUCGAUCUGUAGCCUUUCUGUAGCUCUAUCUUCACCUCCUGCAUCCGACCGAACACGAACAACACACGCAAGCCAGGAUCGUUCAAUACUUAGAAUUAGAUCACUACACUUCACAACACAUAAAGACGAGGUCAUAAGGGUAAGUCGUAAGUACAUGGGCAACAC
Molecule: messenger RNA, 658 nt
Organism: Schizophyllum commune H4-8
Lineage: Eukaryota; Fungi; Basidiomycota; Agaricomycetes; Agaricales; Schizophyllaceae
Exons: 4
Coding region: 21-434 (137 amino acids)
Source: RefSeq, a predicted model, not a curated record